Bemisia tabaci is the source of this 2253-nucleotide messenger RNA. RefSeq lists its product as uncharacterized. The record is from RefSeq and is a predicted model, not a curated record. NCBI's taxonomy places the organism in Eukaryota, Metazoa, Arthropoda, Insecta, Hemiptera, Aleyrodidae.
UAUCAAUUUUACACGUCCUGAUUACUAAAGGGUCGGGCGAAUCUGUGGUGACUAAAAACCAGACAAAAAUCACCAAUGUUGAAAAAACCGACUGUUUAUCGAAGACGAGAUCCAACCAACAACAAAUCACCGACUUUAAAGAAUUCAUGGAGAAUCACCAAAAGCUGUACGUAGACAAGACCCUAUUCCUCCCCGACUUCAUAUCCCGCGAGGAAAAGCAUAAAGGUCCAAUCGUAUUGGUGACAAAACCGCCUGGAUUCGGAAAAUCACUCAUGGCGUCAACCGUGGAUUACUUUUUCAACUCCAAGUAUGACCUUAGCCAGUCGAAACGUCUCUUUUCGGGGCUUAAUGUCAUGGCUAAAACCUCCACUAUGAACGAAUUCAGGGCGAAACACAUGAAUCGGUAUCCCGUGAUUAAAAUAAGCUUCGGAUCAUUUGAGGCAACCAAUUAUCAAAACGCGCUCAAAGAAAUUGGUCAAAUAUUUAAGCAGGUGAUCGAAGACCACACCACAGUCACGACCAACUACGAUGACCCGAUCUUCACCCGGAUCACCAACGGGAACGCUGACAAGAAAACCCUCUUGGAAUUCGUUCCUCUCCUUUGCGGUUGCGUCGCCAACGACACUGACCCUAUCCUUAUCAUUGACGCCUACGACACUCCCCUCACCUCCGCCUACGCCGCCGCCUACUACUCCAAAAUGGCCGAAUUCAUAGCCAAGUUCUUCGAGGAAAUCUUCAACGACGGCUACUACCGGUUCAGUAAGAUGCUCAUCACGGGCGUAUCGACGGUGGAGUUUGAGUUUGUCCACCUGCGCAAGGAGGGCACGGAAGCCAAACCCCACCACUACAACCCGCUCGCUCGGUUCUUUGGGUUCACGGAGGAGGAAGUGGUUGCGCUGUUGGCGCGAAACGGGAAGAGUAAAGACAACCAACGCACCCUGGUGGAGAAUUUCGGUGGCUAUGGUUUUCGCGAUUUCAAUGGGAGAAUGCUCAAUCCUAGUGGCGUCAUUGGGUUCUUCGACAAGUCCGCAUGCACUCCAGGAGUUAGCAUAAACCCUGCAUCAACAACAAUCUUGAAAGACUUACUUAAAAUCAGAAAAGACGGAUUUCUCGUAUACCCAAUGCUGUCCCUUCAAAAACUCCUGGCGAACGAAUCAUUCUCAAGACGUGUCAUCGAACGACUAGACUACUCCAGCCUAUGCGAAAGCUCUCCUCAUUUCACCAACUUCCUGAUGAGCUUUGGACUCGCCACCAAGGAAAUGGACCCAGCACCUGAUAUCAGCGAAAUUUGCCCCAAGCCUCGAGAUCCGAACAAGGUCCAGCUUAAAAUUCCCAACUUAACCGUCCGUAAAAUACUGGCGCCCAUUCUGACGGAAGUUCCGGAGGCCCUCAACUACACUAGUUUGACGAACAGUUUGAUCGAUGGAGAUUUUGAAAGAGCACUGAUUAUGUUCCGAACCUUCAUGAAAAACGCUAGUUCGUUUGUUAUAAUAGGGGAUAAAGAGAGUAAUAAAAAAGCGCGCGUUAGAAAGCCAGUACUUUGUGAUUAUGCGCGUGAUUUAUUACAAGGGGUUUUGAUCAAGUAUAAUACUGAUAUUAUGACUCUUCAUUUGCCUGGGUUUGACUAUAUUGAACUGGAGCCCAGCAAAGGCUACACGUAUAGGAUUAGGGUUAGAAUAGAGAAGACUAAUAUGGUGAAGGCCGCGUGGAUAAGGGUGCGGAAUAAGGUUUACUCCAUGGUAAGGACGGUGCCGAAAAAAAGGGCAGAGAUUUUCAUCCAGUAUGGGAAGUCUUUUGUUGACGUUUUUUUAAGACCGAUGCAAUCUGAGUAUAGGCUAUCCCUUGAUGAUGACCCUUGGCUCAUGUAUUGAAAAUAUGGAUUAGGCUGCCUUUUUUAGGAAUGUCUUUGAUUUAUUAAAAGUAGUGCUGUAGACUCUUCAUGAUUAACCUGAAUUUUAAAAAUAUACGCUGGUGAAACUAAAUAUUUAAAAGAAAAAAAGAAGAAAAACAGGGUUGGCGUUAAAUUUGAAAUAACUAAACGCAAAAUAAGAUUGAGCAAGGGCUGACAUUCUAAUGAGAAUUCUACGGAAGAUUUAGAGCGCAUUGGUAAAAAGACACAAAGUAAUUAUUAUAGAAAAUUUAUGUCCGUUGUAGACACGAGUACAAUCCGAUGUAUUCGUUAUUUUUUUAUGAUGAUAGUAAUCAAUUGUUGAAACGUUAAUUUAUAGGGAAUAAAACUUUGUCGAAAAUGUA